CUGUGUAGUUUCUGCCAGACUGUAUGAAACAUUGAACCAAUUACUCUUCUACAGGAUUGUAAACACAAUAGAUUUGACAGAUUGGAUUGAUGAACGGUCGAAGCCUGGAGGGUGUAUUCCCUUAGCAAUAACACUCGUGAUGGAUGUGCCGAAUAUUGGAUUCAUUAAGUGUCGUGAAAAUGCACGUGAAAUAGACAACGACGCAGUUUUGCGCUCAACCUUGGGCCAUAUAAGAAUCCAUUACAAACAUUGUUUGGUCAAAGGUCUUUACAGGAAAUGAGCUCUAUUGAUCCGAAAUUCGUGCUCUCAGCAAGACUUCCUACAACAAAUGGAAAAACACAAAAUAAUUACCAAGAUAUUGUAUAGUGUCAAUCGUGCCCCAUGUGUAUCGUUAGCUGGAUGAAAAAGGUGCUCAUGCGCAUGAGUGCAAUGUGUCCUGACGUCACCAUAGUUGACGCCUCUUGUGAUCCAAGUAGGGAGGACAUCUCCGGUUAAUUUACAAGUUGUCAACCGCCGUUGGGCUAGACUCACCAGCGCAGAUCAUCAGUGGCACUUGACGCGCUCUGUUUCAAAGGAUUGGAGAUUUCUCGCUGAUUGCCGGAAGGAUGUGCAACAAAUUAAACAAACGAAAACAAAAUUUAUUUUUUUAGUUCCACAUGUAGUUGAAAGUUGGCAGGAAAUCAUGGCAAACCAUGCGGAAAAAGACGGUCAUUUAGGACCAACGACGUACACGCUAGUUUGUAAUGACGGCAACGCUACAAGUAGCUGGAACCAGGAGACGGGGUUCGAGUCCUACCCACCAGAUCUCGAUGGCGUCCGACAGUUUAUUCAUUUAGCUUGUGCUGGGAUCGGAUCUCCCCUUAAUGUUAUGGUAGCCAACGUGAUUAUUCGACAACGCCGAUUGCGAAAUCCUCGCAAUACCUUCUGGCUGGGUGUCAUUUUCUGUAAUCUGCUGGCUCUGACCAAUGCAAUUAUUGAGUACGUGGCUUUCGAGCUGAUGAGCGCACAAGCAUGCAUAAUCUUCCGCAUUACCGCUGGAAUUCCAUAUACUUUGAUACUAGUCAACCUCCUACUGGCCACGCUGGAUCGAUGGGUUGCGUUAACUUACCCGCUUUUCCAUCGAGAAACCGUGAACGUGAAACUUGUUGUACUCGUUCAACUGUUUUUUUGUACGCUCGUUAUAUUGCUGUCAACUUUUCCUUACUGGACCGAAAUGAUUCCGUUGAACGAGUGCGGUGUUGACACAAUAGUUCUCGAGUGGACAACUGUCGUCUUUUUGAGCUUGACGUUACUUAGCAUAAUGGCCCAAGUGCAGAUCUACUUCAAGGCCAGGAGUUGUUUGAGAAAAGAUCUUACGAGGCACAUUUCCAAUCACCAACAAAAUCGCAUAAACCGGCUGGAAGUUGAAGCGACUGUGACAUUGGCGUGUGGGGUCAUGUCUCUGUGCUUUUUCAGCUUGCCAUUCUCGAUCGUUUGCAUGGUUGACUGGAUUUGUAGACAUCAUCAAAUUUCUAAAAUUGAACCUCUUCAAUGGUGUUCGUUUGCGCAGUCUGCUUUGCCGUACCUUCGUGAACUGUUAUUAGUGCAUAGUGUUUACAGCCCAAUCCUGUACAUGAUUCGUAGUCGGGAAUUCUCCGAAGCGUUUCGAUCGACUAUUACUUGUCCGUAGAGCCAAUAGAAAUGAACCAGCGUUGAGUGCACAAAUUCAACUGAAACUUAAAAGGAAAAAAAAAAAUGCGACAGGGAAAAUAGAGUAAUAUUUUUUUUAAUGGUCAUCGCACUACAAAAUAAGUCCCGAAUAACCGGAAUACACAUGUUUGAUUUAA
Daphnia magna is the source of this 1826-nucleotide messenger RNA. Its product is annotated as ultraviolet-sensitive opsin. Gene Ontology annotation, cellular component: membrane. Gene Ontology annotation, molecular function: G protein-coupled receptor activity. The transcript has 6 exons. The record is from RefSeq and is a predicted model, not a curated record. Gene Ontology annotation, biological process: adenylate cyclase-activating G protein-coupled receptor signaling pathway; G protein-coupled adenosine receptor signaling pathway. Bases 683 to 1669 code for a protein of 328 amino acids. Lineage: Eukaryota; Metazoa; Arthropoda; Branchiopoda; Diplostraca; Daphniidae.